Aspergillus terreus NIH2624 is the source of this 1692-nucleotide messenger RNA. RefSeq names its product NCA2 family protein. NCBI's taxonomy places the organism in Eukaryota, Fungi, Ascomycota, Eurotiomycetes, Eurotiales, Aspergillaceae. Bases 1 to 1692 code for a protein of 563 amino acids. The transcript has 3 exons. Gene Ontology annotation, cellular component: mitochondrial outer membrane. The record is from RefSeq and is a predicted model, not a curated record.
AUGUCUGCUGCUGCCCAGCUACUACUCGUCGGUGCCCUCGACGUGAACCUGAAUGCCGAUGAACUUGAAUCCUGCGCACAUACUAUAAACUCUCUCAGUGAUAUACUUGAUUCACUCUCCGCACCGCCCGAAUCUCCCCCAUUGUUGCGUGCAAAGGAAAUCGCCGACUCGAUCUCAAAACUUGACCCCUCUUCUAUCCAACAGCUUGCAGAUUCGGGUCCAUUGGCAGCCCAUACGGCACACCUUUGGUGGCUGGUAGCGGGGAAAGCCGCGGUGCAGACAUUGAGUGCAUUGCUGGACACGUUCCUAGAGCAAGGUAUCCUGCUAAAUGAUGAGAUCCUCUAUUGGGAAGAUGUGUUGGGAUCUCAGUGGUACAUUGCAUUAUACGCCUUACAGACAUCGCCUUCUAGACUCUGGCACAAGUUCCUGCAGAUACGAUAUAGCCAUGGCUAUACUGCUAUUCAGACAACCCCUCUGGCAAGAUCCCUCCAGGGCGGGUGGAUACAUUUUUAUGAUUCUGUCCGACGGUGUAUCAAUGAGCGAGAACAGCGUAUUCUGCGCGGCAAGUUAUUGUCAAUGUUGACCGGAACGAAAACUGAUGUACGUCGGAAACGCAUUUCGCUCAAAGCAAUGAAAAAUUUCAACGCUACUGGCAUUGGAAUUCUCCUUAGAGAGUUUUUCCCUUCUGGGACGGAUGAUGAUCUGCCAAAGGGGGCUACAUUUGAAUCACAUACCGAUUCCAGUUGGCACCAGGCCGUGGAUAGGGGAGUAAUCGCGAUGGAGACCCUCUUACGCACCGCGCUCGAUGAUACGAAGGGUCCAGAUUGCGCCGAGUUCGUAUUGACGGCGGUCAAUGAACAAUCGAGUGCUUCUCCAAGCUGGCCACAGACAAUGUCCGUCCAAGCACAAACGCGAGUGAUCGAACGGCUCGAGACCAUUCUCCGGGACCUUCUUCCACGAUAUACCGCGACCUCCAUGUCCAACAUGGAAAUUUAUGGACGGCCGUCACGCAUCGUCCGAUAUUGGUUACCAUUGUCGAUAGGUCUUUUCUCUGCCAGCACCUCUCUGAAUAUUCUGUACAGCCGACGGUAUGAACUUCUCAGCUGGAUAUCUGACAUCGGAUCCACUGCCGUGGACUUCUGGACAAACUGGGUUCUGGAGCCUAUCCAACGGCUAAUUGGGACCAUACGACAUGAUGAACAGAGUGAAAUUGCGUUGAUGAGCAAGAACAGCCUGGAAGCAGAUCGGGCUAGCCUGGAGAGAAUGGUGGUGGACUUUGUUCUUGACCACGGUAAACAUGGGCAAGGAGAUACUGCGAUUGAUACCAGUGUCGUCGCCGAUAAAGUCCGAGAGGGCGAUCUAACCCCCGUUUUAAUGGCAUAUGAAAAGGACUUACGAACUCCUUUCAUUGGCACUGUGCGAGGCGACUUGGUGCGAGCCCUUCUGAUUCAAAUCCAAAAGACGAAAGUAGACGUGGAGAUUGCCAUUGGGGGCAUCGAUUCGCUGCUGAGAAGCCAAGAGCUUGUUUUUGGCUUCGUCGGACUCACCCCGGGAAUUCUUGUAUCGUAUGCAUGCCUGCAAUGGUUGUGGCGGACUUUCGGCAAUCGAAAGGGAUUGCGCAUGGGCAGACAGCAGGAUGAUCUCAGGCAUGCCCUGCGGUACGCGAUUCCCCUUUUGCAAACCCCUGAAUGA